CCAGUCUGCUAACAAUCAAGUUAGGUUACACUGCAGACACCGACGGGAAAAAAAUGUAAACAUUAGCUACUUUUUUUGCUAUUGCAAAAAUGGCUUCUGCAAAGCUUGCCAGUAUUCCCGAUGCAGAUAUUGACCCAAAUGGUGUGUUUAAGUACGUGCUUAUUCGAGUAAACAGUACAGAAGAUGACGACUCCAGUAAAGAUAUUGUGCGAGGCUACGCAUGGGCCGAAUACCACGCGGACAUAUAUGACAAAGUGUCGGGGGAUUUAGAAAAAGCAGGUGGUGUGGACUGUGAGUGUCUUGGAGGAGGCCGAAUCAAACACGAUAGCCAGGCCAAGAAAAUUCAUGUUUAUGGAUACUCAAUGGGGUUUGGCAAAGCAAACCACUCAGUCUCCACAGAGAAGCUGCAGGCCCGUUACCCAGACUAUGAGGUGACGUGGGCAGAUGGGGGAUAUUGAUGGAUACACUCCUAGAUGGCCGGCAUUCCUCAAGACUCUGAUUCUUCUUUGACCUCCAACAAAUAACAUAAUUGACAUUGCCAGUGUGGCGAAUCCAGUGGAAGAAAGUGGAAAUCGGCCAAGUUGAAAUAUCUACUUAUGGAAUAUACAGCGCAUCACCUGGUUUUGUACAUGUUCAUGCUUAAAAUAGUUCAUAGCUUCUGGACUAAAAUAUUUAAUGGAACCAUGUCCAUCACCCAAAUAAGUUCAGUCAGAAUAUACUAAGUUGUCACUGAACCUCAUGAAUCAUGCCUGGAUGCCACUGUGCUAAAAUUACAGACUAAUGUGUUUUUUCACUCAUGUGUUCGUUUUAUUUCGUAAGUGCUUUUUGAUGCAUAAGUUGACUAGGUGUAUUUGAAGGCCACUAAUUGGUAAGGCAAGGUUCUGUAUUAAAGUACAGAUGUUAAAACUUGAAAAAUAAAUCAAUUGUUUAAGCA
Clupea harengus (Atlantic herring) is the source of this 934-nucleotide messenger RNA. It is a transcript of the gene phpt1, whose product is annotated as phosphohistidine phosphatase 1. Lineage: Eukaryota; Metazoa; Chordata; Actinopteri; Clupeiformes; Clupeidae. Gene Ontology annotation, molecular function: protein histidine phosphatase activity. Gene Ontology annotation, cellular component: cytosol. The record is from RefSeq and is a predicted model, not a curated record. Gene Ontology annotation, biological process: peptidyl-histidine dephosphorylation.